AUGGGUCCCAGAGUUUCAUCUCCUGAUCACUUAACAGAGUCAGAAAGUGAAGAAGAAGAAUGAUGGGAUUUCUCUGAAGAAGAAGACCCCAUGAUGCCCAACCUAACACCUCUUGAGAGUCUUUCCUGCCAGGUUAAAGACCUUUUAAAAUAUUCUAAAAUGAAAUCUUUAGAUCUCAACUCUUGGUUGUGUCAUGCUGAACUCUUCUCUUAAAACAAUCCAGUCCACAAACCUCAAAGGACAGGUCUAAGACUCUCCCAUUGUGUCCCCAAACUAGAACCAGUUCCUGAAUGGCCCCCUCUAGCCUCUUGUGGGGUGCUACCUUUUCAAAAGCCCCUUAAAAGUCCCAGCCAGCUCACUAGACAUCAUGCUGCUCCAGGAACAUUACAGUUUGCCAACAAACAGCUAAUGCGAACAUUGAGUAGAGCCCUGUCCAAACAUGGGUAUGUAAAUCAUUUCUCUAACUCUGACAUUUCUUCUUGUCGCUGUGACUGCCUGACAAAGGCAGUUAAAGAAACAGCCUGCACUGAAUUUUUUCACACAUUUCCUACUACUGAUCUCCAGAAGGCAGUUAACAAACUCCUGACUGCUUCAUGA
Messenger RNA from Peromyscus leucopus (white-footed mouse), 597 nucleotides. It is a transcript of the gene Dcaf16, whose product is annotated as DDB1 and CUL4 associated factor 16. Lineage: Eukaryota; Metazoa; Chordata; Mammalia; Rodentia; Cricetidae. The record is from RefSeq and is a predicted model, not a curated record. Gene Ontology annotation, cellular component: Cul4-RING E3 ubiquitin ligase complex.